GCCCGCACGCCUCCUGCUGCCUCUUCACACAACAACUAUUCAAAGUUGAGUACUCCCGUUUUCUGUGUUGUCUUUCAGAGCUGCAGGCUGUCAAAGAAAACAAUGGCGUCCACACCAGAGUUGAAAGUCGGCCAGAAGCUGAAUGAGGGAAAGACGAAGCAGAUUUUCGAGCUCGUGGACCAGCCCGGACUGGUCCUGGUCCAGUCCAAAGACCAGAUCACCGCUGGGAAUGCCGUGAGGAAAGACCAGAUGGAGGGCAAGGCUGCUAUCGCCAACAAAACCACGAGCUGCGUGUUCAAGCUGCUCCAGGAAUCUGGCAUUAAGACUGCCUUUGUGAAGCAGCACUCGGACACAGCAUUCAUUGCAGCCCACUGUGAGAUGAUUCCCAUUGAGUGGGUAUGUCGGAGAGUGGCAACUGGAUCCUUCCUCAAGAGGAACCCAGGAGUCAAAGAAGGCUACCGCUUCUCCCCCCUGAAGAUGGAGAUGUUCUUUAAAGAUGAUGCCAACAACGAUCCCCAGUGGUCGGAGGAGCAGCUGCUGGAGGCCAAGUUCUGUCUGGCUGGGCUCACUAUCGGCCAGUGUGAGGUAGACAUCAUGAAUCGCAGCACUGUGGCCAUCUUUGAGAUUCUGGAGAAGGCCUGGGCCACUCAGAACUGCACGCUGGUGGACAUGAAGAUUGAGUUUGGUGUGAAUGUGAAGACUCAAGAGAUUGUCCUCGCUGAUGUGAUCGACAACGACUCAUGGAGGCUGUGGCCUGCCGGAGAUCGAAGCCAGCAAAAAGAUAAACAGGUGUACCGAGACCUUAAAGAAGUAACCCCUGAGGCGAUGCAAAUGGUGAAGAGGAACUUUGAGUGGGUCUCUGAGAGGGUCAAGCUGCUGCUGGAGUCUCAGGCCAAUGGCAGGGUGGUCGUUCUGAUGGGCUCCACCUCGGACAUGGCCCACUGUGAGAAAAUCAGGAAGGCUUGCACCUCCUACGGGAUUCCAUGUGUUCUGAGAGUUACCUCGGCACACAAAGGUCCAGAUGAGACACUCCGCAUUAAAGCAGAAUACGAAGGUGACAGUGUACCCACUGUGUUUGUGGCUGUGGCCGGCAGAAGUAACGGCCUCGGUCCCGUGAUGUCUGGAAAUACGGCUUACCCCGUCAUCAACUGCCCACCUCUCACUCCAGACUGGGGUGCACAAGAUGUCUGGUCAUCCCUUCGCAUGCCAAGCGGUCUCGGCUGUUCAACAAUCCUCUCCCCUGAGGCCGCUGCUCAGUUUGCUGCACAGAUCUUCGGGCUGACUGAUCACCUGGUGUGGUGCAAACUGAGGGCCUCCAUGCUCAACACCUGGGUGUCUCUGAAGGUGGCUGAUAAGAAGCUACAGGCCUGCAGCCUCUGAAGUGGCUCAAGACCCGUUUGAGCCGAGAGUGGUCUUUUUAGGGCUCCACUGUCUGUCUUGCCAUGUCUUUGUUUACCAUGAAACCCCCACUAACAGUAGAUUCAAUCAACAUUUCCUUUUUCACACACUUAAAUCAUUCCAUUAAAAAAAGAAUUUAUUAAAAGCUUCUUAAUGAAA
Molecule: messenger RNA, 1557 nt
Organism: Thunnus maccoyii (southern bluefin tuna)
Lineage: Eukaryota; Metazoa; Chordata; Actinopteri; Scombriformes; Scombridae
Gene: paics
Product: phosphoribosylaminoimidazole carboxylase, phosphoribosylaminoimidazole succinocarboxamide synthetase
Exons: 9
Coding region: 103-1380 (425 amino acids)
Biological process (GO): 'de novo' IMP biosynthetic process
Molecular function (GO): phosphoribosylaminoimidazolesuccinocarboxamide synthase activity
Source: RefSeq, a predicted model, not a curated record